Loxodonta africana (African savanna elephant) is the source of this 3783-nucleotide messenger RNA. It is a transcript of the gene PCCA, whose product is annotated as propionyl-CoA carboxylase subunit alpha. Gene Ontology annotation, molecular function: ATP binding; metal ion binding; propionyl-CoA carboxylase activity. The transcript is spliced from 21 exons. Gene Ontology annotation, cellular component: mitochondrion. Bases 754 to 2661 code for a protein of 635 amino acids. The record is from RefSeq and is a predicted model, not a curated record. Lineage: Eukaryota; Metazoa; Chordata; Mammalia; Proboscidea; Elephantidae.
AGAAGAAUUGAUACCUUUGAAUUAUGGGGUCGGUGAAGAAUAUUGAUUAUACUGUGGUUUGCCAGAACAAUCAACAGAUCUAUCCUGGAAGAGUUACAGCCAGAAUGCUCCUUAGAAGGGAGGAUGGCGAGACUUGUUCUACAUACUUUGGACAUGUUAUCAGGAGGGACCAGUCCCUGGAUAAGGACAUCAUGCUUGGUAAAUUAAAGGGUUAUCGAAAAAGAGGAAGACCCUCAAGGAUAUGAAUUGACACAGUGGCUACAACAGUGGGCUCAAACAUUGCAAUGAUUGUGAGGAUGGGGCAGGACCGGGCAGUGUUCCGUUCUUUUGUCCAUAGAGUUGCUGUUGGAAUCAACUCAAGGGCACCUAACAACAGCACAACGACAUGGCUCUAAUCUGCUGUGAUUUUUGGUAGCCUCAAGAAAGUUAAGAAAUAUAAAGAAUAAAUGUUUAAUGGCUCUAGCAGUUAGGAGUUUCUGACUGGGAAGGUGGGUCUCACUUCAUUAUUUGGCUAAUAGUGGAAGCAAAUAAUUAGAGAAUUAUUGGACUUAUAUUCCUCAAAGUGCACAUUGGAUUACCUCUAGUUUAAAAAGUACAAUUAAUUGUUUUCAGGUAAAAAGACUAGUAUGCUUCCCCAGAAAAAUAGCAAAAAAAAUUGUUGCAUUUUUAUCAAAUCUCUAAAGUUAUGGUUUUUAUUUUUAAUCAGAAUUUCGUUGAGUUGAAUGGAAAGAGUCUUCAUUUUAUACUAGGAAAAUGCUUUUGUACUUCAACCAUGUUCACGUGAAAAUGGCCGAUGAGGCUGUCUGUGUUGGCCCAGCUCCCACCAGUAAAAGCUACCUCAACAUGGAUGCCAUCAUGGAAGCCAUUAGGAAAACCAGGGCCCAAGCUGUACAUCCAGGUUAUGGAUUCCUUUCAGAAAACAAAGAAUUUGCCAAAUGUUUGGCAGCGGAAGAUAUCAUUUUCAUUGGACCUGACACACAUGCUAUUCAAGCCAUGGGUGACAAGAUCGAAAGCAAAUUAUUAGCUAAGAAAGCAAAGGUCAACACAAUCCCUGGCUUUGAUGGGGUAGUCAAGGAUGCAGAUGAAGCCGUCAGAAUUGCAAGGGAAAUUGGCUACCCUGUCAUGAUCAAGGCCUCAGCAGGUGGUGGUGGGAAAGGCAUGCGGAUCGCUUGGGAUGAUGAAGAGACCAGGGAUGGCUUUAGAUUAUCAUCUCAGGAAGCUGCUUCUAGUUUUGGUGAUGAUAGACUACUAAUAGAAAAAUUUAUCGAUAACCCUCGUCAUAUAGAAAUCCAGGUUUUAGGUGAUAAACAUGGAAAUGCCUUGUGGCUUAAUGAAAGAGAGUGCUCAAUUCAGAGAAGAAAUCAAAAGGUGGUAGAGGAAGCACCCAGUAUUUUUUUGGAUCCUGAGAUGCGAAGAGCGAUGGGGGAACAAGCUGUGGCUCUUGCCAAAGCGGUGACGUACUCCUCUGCUGGGACUGUGGAAUUCCUUGUGGACUCACGGAAGAAUUUUUACUUCCUAGAAAUGAAUACGAGACUCCAGGUUGAGCAUCCUGUCACAGAAUGCAUUACUGGCCUGGACUUGGUCCAAGAAAUGAUUCGUGUUGCUAAGGGUUACCCUCUCAGGCACAAACAAGCUGAUAUUCCCAUCAACGGCUGGGCAGUUGAAUGUCGGGUUUAUGCUGAGGAUCCCUACAAGUCGUUUGGUUUACCAUCUAUUGGGAGAUUGUCUCAGUACCAAGAACCAAUACAUCUACCUGGUGUCCGGGUCGACAGCGGCAUCCAACCAGGAAGUGAUAUUAGCAUUUAUUACGAUCCGAUGAUUUCAAAACUAAUCACAUAUGGUUCUGAUAGAACUGAAGCACUGAAGAGGAUGGAAGACGCACUGGAUAAUUAUGUUAUUCGAGGUGUUACACAUAAUAUUUGUUUACUUCGAGAGGUGAUAACCCACUCACGUUUUAUAAAAGGAGACAUCAACACUAAAUUUCUUUCUGAAGUCUAUCCCGAUGGCUUUACAGGGCACAAGUUAACAGAGAGAGAGAGACACCAAUUACUGGCAAUAGCAUCAUCAUUGUAUGUGACAGCACAGUUAAGAGCACAACAUUUUGAAGAACAUACAAGAAUACCAGUUAUUAAACCACAAGUGGCUAACUGGGAACUCUCAAUAAACUUGGACAAUGAAGUUCAUAAUGUCACAGCAUCACACAGUGGGCCAACAUUCUCUGUGGAAGUUGAUGGGUCGAAACUAAAUGUGACCAGUACGUGGAACCUGGCUUCACCCUUGCUGUCUGUCAACGUUGAUGGCACUCAGAGGACUAUACAGUGUCUUUCUCGAGAAGCAAGUGGAAACAUGGACAUUCAGUUUCUUGGCACAGUGUAUAAGGUGCGGAUCUUGAGCAAACUCGCUGCAGAGCUGAGCAAGUUUAUGCUGGAAAAAGUGGCUGAAGACACAAGCAGUGUUCUGAGGUCCCCAAUGCCUGGAGUGGUGGUGGCCGUUUCUGUACAGCCAGGAGACAUGGUAGUAGAAGGUGAGGAGAUUUGUGUGAUUGAAGCCAUGAAAAUGCAGAACAGCCUGGCAGCUGGGAAAACUGGCAAGGUGAAAUCCGUGCACUGUAAAACUGGAGACACAGUUGGAGAAGGGGACCUGCUGGUGGAGCUGGAAUGAAGUAUUUAUAGCCUCUCAGUCAUCACCCAAUUUAAUUAGCCAUUUUUAUUAUUACUCUUUCACACUCAAUUGAGUCAAGCAUUUUACAGGAAGGCUCCUGUGCAGCAGAUUUACAUGGUCAUAUUUAUUCCACAUACAGUCAAAACCAGCAUUCUGCCAAAAAAAUCACCAAUGGAAAUUUUUAUUUAUAUAAAUACUUGUACAUAUGAUUUGUACUUCUGCUGUGAGAUUUCCUAGUGUCAAAACUAAAUCAAUAAAACUGAGCGUUUGUCUAAAUAUUAGUUUGCCCUUUUUCUGAAUGAAGACAAUGUACACAAGAGAAUAGCCUGUGCCAGAAGACUUUAAAUACUAGCAUUUCACUGUGAUCCUUUUUUAAAAUGACGUAAACUUCCAGUCCUCUGCCUUCAGUUUACUCAGAUUACCAUUGGCCAUCUUCUACCUGAUGACCUUACUCCUUCCAUAUUGAGGACCUAACCCGUUUCUGAUUAUUCAUAACUUUCUAAAGAUUGUAUAGUGUUUUUAUUUUGAUAACCCCCUUACCAUGAUGGCUUUAAACAGGGUAGCUCUGGAUCUAAAGGAACCCUGGCGAUAAAAUGGUUAAGUAAGUAAGUCCUCAGCUGCUAAUAUAAAGAUCGGUAGUUUGAACCCACCCAGCAACUGUGGGGAGAAAAGACCUAGUGAUCUGCCCCCGUGAAGACUGUAGCCCAGGAAACCCUAUGAGGCAAUUCUCUGUCAUGAAGUGUCGCUGUGAGUUGGAAUCAACUCAACAGCACACCCAACAGCAGCCUUGGAUCUGAGUGGUUCCUCCGGCACGUCACCUUGGGGAGAAGUAAUGCCCCUGUGUGUUGCCAGAACUCUCCUGAGCAGGAGCAUGGUGUACAGCCUCCCCACGCCCCAGGCCGGGACUUGGAUAGGGUGCACCCUCACUCCCAAGGCCAGUGCAUGCUGCUACCACAAGCCCAUCAGCUGAUCCUGGUCUUGUGUUUUUGUGAAGCAAGUUCCCAAUGAAGAAAACCAGGCUAAAAAUACCGCUCACGCACUCGGGCCAGAUGCAGUCAGCGAUCACAGUCUACCAUUAAGUUGAAGACAGAGUGCAGUCUCCCAGCAGAAGGCGAGGUUACU